Molecule: messenger RNA, 1727 nt
Organism: Argiope bruennichi
Lineage: Eukaryota; Metazoa; Arthropoda; Arachnida; Araneae; Araneidae
Product: heat shock protein 27-like
Exons: 1
Coding region: 1116-1616 (166 amino acids)
Biological process (GO): protein refolding; response to heat
Molecular function (GO): protein folding chaperone
Source: RefSeq, a predicted model, not a curated record
ACGAAGUUGCUUUUAAUUUAGAUGUCUGAUUAUUUUUACUUUUAAAAGCUUUAGGAGAAAGGGAAACAGUUUGUUUCUGCAAAUCUCAACAAUAAUUAUUUCUUAGGCAGUUGAUGCUUACUAAGAUGAGGUUUUCAUUUUUUUUAAAAAUUAAAUGAAUUUAUUUUCUUAGUAACUUAGAUGCAUAUCAUAGUACAAAAACUAUUCAUACAUUAUUUUAAAAUUCAAAAAGAUUAACUCUUUAAUGAUAUCAGUAUUACUUCCGCGCAAUAUUUUUCACUACUGUUAAUAAUUUUUUCAAAUUAUAAUUGUAUUCUAUAACAACAGUUUUCAAUAAUUUGUACACAUAUGGGUACUGCCUUUGUGCACAUGCGUGCUUCAAUGAUAUUAAAAAUACUUUUGUAUGCAAUUACCUUUGCUAUUAUCAAGAAGACACUUUUAAACAUAAUGUUGACAAAUUAAUCCUACAUAUAGGAGCAUUAUCAUUUUACUAUAUUUAAAUCAAAAAGUUCGAAUCCUUUUUGAAUGUUUUACUUUCUUAUUUGAAAAGUGAACAGCUCGUUGCUGUUGUCUCUCUUUCUUAAAAACAAAAUGAGUUUUCUCUCGUCUAGUGCUGCCAUCUGUAGAAUUAUUCAUACACCAUCUAGAAAUUUCACUUUAACUGUAAGCCUUGUUUCUGGAAGAAAGUUCUAGCUUUUUCUAAAGGAACUGGGAGCAGGUGCCGCGAUUAUAUAAAACAGAGCGUUGGAAACGCAAUUUAAAAAACAUUUGAAAUGCUUUCUAUCAAUUGUGUAAUUUUUGAGAUUUAUUACGGUAUUGCUAUCUGUGAAAGAUUUUUUCUUCACGCUUAAUUCAGAUUAACGAAUUCGUGUUGUAUUUUGAUGUAAUUGGUGAUAUCAUCAGCUGGUCUAAGAGUGAACUAAAUAACGAAUUUGUUUUUCCUACUUCUCGCAGGAGAAAUAGUGUUCUGGUAUUGUGUAUAAAAUGUCCCUGGCGGAUCUUUUCGAUGAUUAUCUUCCACUUUUGCCUACUAUUGAACAUCGGAGACGUCGAAAUCGACCAUCGAUGUUAAAUCUCUUGGAUCAGAGAGUUAAAUCUCUUGGAUCGAAAACGAAAUGGAUCAGAGAGUUGGCCAUGUCUUUCGCCGAAUACCAGCUGCCUUGUUGGAUUGGGACGAUGAUUACGAGCUCACUAACAGCAGAAAGCGAAAACGCAAAUCCCAUGCCAUAUCAGUUUAUGAACCGAAAACCAAAUGCCAAGUGACGACGAAAGACAAUAAAUUUCAAGUUCAUAUGGAUACGUCCAACUACCAGCCUGAAGAAAUAACUGUGAAAGUAAUUAACGACAAACUGUCCAUUUCUGCUAAACAUGAAAUCAAAGAUGAUGUAUAUGAAUAUCAUGAAAUGACUAGAUCCUUCAGCUUGCCAGAAGGAGUAGAUCCUGAUACGGUAGUAUCUCGAUUAAAUGCAAAUGGACAUUUGACCAUCGAAGCUCCAAUGCAACCAUCCAAGGAUACCUCUAGUAGAGUGGUUCCUGUAGAAAUGGUGAAAGAUACCACAUCAGAUAAAGAGGUAGAAAAUUCGGAUAAACAAAUGCAGAACAAUGAUAAUAAAUAAUAGUCUUAGAGAUAUUAAUUGUAAGAACUUUCCAUAUUUAAAAUGUGUUCAUCAUGUAAAUUAAACAUCUGUCAUUUAAAUAGUCAAUUCAACUAUUUGCUUACUAAGACA